Heteronotia binoei (common prickly gecko) is the source of this 880-nucleotide messenger RNA. It is a transcript of the gene DUT, whose product is annotated as deoxyuridine triphosphatase. Lineage: Eukaryota; Metazoa; Chordata; Lepidosauria; Squamata; Gekkonidae. The record is from RefSeq and is a predicted model, not a curated record. The coding region runs from base 262 to 780 and encodes 172 amino acids. Gene Ontology annotation, biological process: dUTP catabolic process; dUMP biosynthetic process. The transcript has 7 exons. Gene Ontology annotation, molecular function: dUTP diphosphatase activity; magnesium ion binding.
GGUUUGUUGCGGAGCUCGCUUCCUCAGCAGCGCCCUCUGGCGACGACAGCCACAGAAACACCUGAGAGCGGGGAAGGCAAAGGCCCGACCUCUCCGCCAACACGACGGCCAUCUUGCGGCUUUAAGACGACCCCAUGAAGAAGGGGAGCUGCGGCUCCAGCCUCGCUCCUGGGGAGAGGCGCUUGGACAGGAAGCACGGGCCUCGCUUCGACUCGGAGCAGCCUUGCUACCGCCGCUGACUGGCGGGGUCUUUAUGACGCCAUGUUGCGCUCCCUCAGGGGCCUCCUCAGAAGCGCCACCCCCGCCUCACCUCCCGGCAAGAGGCUGAAGGGCUCCGGCCCCGAGGAGCCCGCCUUGACCCUCCGCUUCGCCAAGCUCUCCGAGAACGCCGUCGCGCCUUCCAGGGGCUCCUCCCGGGCGGCCGGUUACGAUUUGUACAGUGCCUAUGACUGUGAGAUCCCUCCUUUGGGAAAGAGUGUAGUAAAAACAGAUAUUCAGAUCUCUCUUCCUUCUGGAUGCUACGGUAGAGUAGCUCCACGGUCUGGAUUAGCUGCAAAUCACUUCAUAGAUGUUGGUGCUGGGGUUAUUGAUGAGGAUUACCGAGGAAAUGUUGGUGUAGUACUGUUCAAUUUUGGAAAAGAAACUUUUAAAGUUAAAAGAGGGGACAGGAUUGCCCAGCUGAUCUGUGAACGCAUCUACUAUCCUGAACUUGAAGAAGUCCAGGUUUUGGAUGACACAGAACGUGGCUCAGGAGGCUUUGGAUCCACUGGCCAGAACUGAGGAGAUCCGCUGGCCAGAACUGAGGAGAGCUGUUACAAAUCAUGAAUGACUUAUUGUAUUUUGUAUAAAGCAUUUUUGUACAAAUAAAUCUUUUUCAAGA